Molecule: messenger RNA, 1899 nt
Organism: Aureobasidium musti
Lineage: Eukaryota; Fungi; Ascomycota; Dothideomycetes; Dothideales; Saccotheciaceae
Source: the annotation of a GenBank genome assembly
AUGGUUGGCUUAGCGCUUCUCAUUGGGCUUCUAAGUUUCUCACACAUCGACCAAACAGCUGCCAAAGAUGUCGGUGCGUAUUUCGAUACCAAGAACACACAAGCCUUCGAGCACGACUUUGGGUCGUUCCCAUACAAGACUUUCCGCUCGUCCGACCUGAUAUCGCCAAUCUUACGGCGGCCGAAUGAUUCGCCGCAGUGCCACGACGACAGCUACAUUUUCUUGACACCUCGAGGAUAUCAGGUGCCGCAUCCAGCAGUCACAAUUAUGGACGGCGAUGGUGAACUGGUCUGGGAGCAUUGUGUUGACGGUCAAGGAUACAAUCUCAAAGUCCAGGAAUAUAUGGGACAGCAGGUGCUUACGUUCUGGGUCGGGAAUGAUGGCGUGGGUGGCCAUGGCGAAGGCGACUACUAUAUGGUUCGUUGUGCAACAUGUCUUGAUUGUAGUCAUCUUCUGACGACAAGGUUGCAGUACAACUCCCGAUAUGAGGAAAUCGCGAAAAUCUCAGCUCUGAAUGGACUACACGCCGACCUGCAUGAGUUGACCGUCACUCCACAAGGAACCGGCAUCAUGACUAUCUAUGAGAUCUACCCGAUUACCUCGCCCGGCUUCGUGGACGACACAGAUGUGGUUUGGGUUUGGGACUGCGUCUUCCAAGAGAUAGAUAUAGCGACAAACGAACUUGUCUUCCAAUGGCGCGCAUCCGAACACCACAGCUUGGAAGAAACGUAUCGGAAGAUUGGAGAUGAAGGACGAGUGUCCAAUCGCCCCUGGGACUGGUAUCAUAUGAAUAGCAUUCAGAAAGACGAACUUGGCAACUAUCUGGUCUCUGCGAGGUACACACACACCAUCACCUACAUUGAUGGAAGAACAGGUGCGAUCAUCUGGAUACUGGGUGGCAAACGCAACGAUUUCAACGACUUGAGUGAAGGAAAGAGCAAAGCUACCAAUAUCGCCUACCAACAUUUUGCUCGUUUUCACAACUUGACUGAAUUUCCUGUCCUGUUGGCGGACGAGAUCAAGUACCAACCGACGAAGGAUGUAGACGGUGUGACUAAGAUGCUGGUGUCUGCUUUUGACAAUGGAACGGAUAAUGAGGGCACUGGACAUCGACCUUCGAGAGGCGUCCUCAUUGAGAUCAAAUAUCCCACCAAAGGUCCAUCGACUGCCAAAGAUGCAUACACCGCCAAGCUGAUUCGAGAGUACAUCCACCCUGCCCAAUUCAUUUCCUCCAGUCAAGGAAGUAUGCAGAUUCUUCCAUCAGACAAUGGCUCCGAUCCGCGAGUCUUGCUAGGCUACGGCUAUGUAGGCGUCUGGACAGAGUUCUCUGCCGAUGGAGAUGUACUCUGUGACAAUCGCUUCUCUACCAUGUCCUCAUGGGGCACAGGAGACGUGCAAUCCUAUCGCGUCCUCAAAGCUCCCUGGAAAGGCAAGCCGGUCUGGCCACCCACUAUUGCGUCUGGCGACAACGGACACCCCUCCAUAUCUGUGAGCUGGAAUGGGGCGACUGAGGUCAAGUCAUGGAAACUGCAACAAGCUGAUGAAAGCACAUGUCCUGAUGAGGAAUGGGAAGACGUUUCUGUAACGAACAAGAAGGGAUUUGAGACCGAACUCGACAUCACAGAUGCAGACAUGCGGUUCGUUCGUGUCGUUGCGUUGGAUGCAAAUGGAGAGAUGCUUGGUAUCACUGACAGUCUCGAUCUUGGAUGGGAAAUGGGCGUCAAUAGUGUUUUCGAGAGACUGAAAGUACGUGCAAGCGAUCCUGCACAAUUGGCAAUGGUUUCCGUUGCAGUGCUUGCACUCUUCGUCAUUGGCUACGAGGGUUUCAGACAGUUCAGGUGUUGGAAGGAGAUGAGGCGGCUGGGAUAUGCGCCGGUACAUCGGCAUAGCCACGUUUGA